CAGAAAGUAAAAUAUGCAAGUGGCCAAGUGGGAGGAUAACAUAAAUAUGCAGAGUGUGCGUGGGAUUGAUUGUAGUAUGUAUGUAUGUAUGGUGUAAUAAAUCAUGGGUUCUCCUGAGUUAAGUAAGUGGGAUCCUUUUGAUUUAAUUGGGGAAGAGGGAAGAGGAAGCGAGGAUAUUAUUAUGCUUUCAAUUCACCCCCAUAAGUUGAUAUUCAGUGAAGAGAUGAAGAAUGAUGGAGAAAUUCUUUGUCGUUGGUGUUUGGAUCCAGUGAAGGAUGCUACCUACAAUUGCAAAGACUGCUCUUUCUCCCUUCACAAGUCUUGUGCAGACGUUGUUCGAGGAUGGCGUUACCAUUGGUGGACUUCCUUUAACAAAAACGAGGAUGGAUGCAAUAAUUGUUGCAUCUGUGGGGAAAUAGUCUCAGACAGUCAUCCCAGCUAUGUAUGUCGCAUAUGCAACAUGGUUCUUCACAAGAGCUGCGUCAGCGAUUUGCCAAGAGAGUUUAAGCAUGUUGUCCACCGCGAACACCCUCUUUUUCUUCUCUCCAAUUGCAAACGGUACGGCACAUGUGAUCGCAAUGGUGCCUUUGUUUACUACUGCGAAUAUUGCACAUUCACCCUCGACAUCAAGAGAGCUCUCCAACGACAACCAUUGUGUUUACAGGAACCGGAAAAUCACAAACAUGAAUUUAUUCCUCUUAUGAGGUCAGAAUAUUCUUUUCCCUGUGAUGCUUGUGGCUUUAUAACUAGAAAUUUUGGGUCGUCAAGCGAAUCUUUCCUAUGCACCAUUUGUCAGAUCAUUGUUCACGACGACUGCAUCUCACUCCCACACACAAUCAAGAUAUUUCAUCAUGAUCACCCCCUCACCAAUACUUUCUUCUUUCUACUUAAAGAUGAAGACAUUCCUCCUGUUGACCAACUAAAUUGUCGAAUUUGCCGUACCAAGUUUGACAAGGAUUUUGGAGGUUAUUAUUGUGUGGACUGCCAGUUUGUUACCCACGUGGGCUGCGCGUUGGAAAAUCAGAUUUCAACAAAUAACUCAAUCGUGAAUGCUCAAGAAGCAAUUGUUGAUUCGGUCAGGGAGAUUGAGCUGACGGAAGAUGAAUUCCCCCUACAGAUUAAGCACUUCAGUCACGAGCACAAAUUAAGUCUUAGUGAUGAAAUGGAGGAUAAAUGUUGUGCUGGCUGCAUCCGACCUAUCUCACAUCCAUUUUACAGGUGCGUGGAGUGUGGCUUUUUUCUCCACAAGACCUGUAUUGACUUGCCAAACCAAAUAAGACCUGUUUUUCAUGACCACCCCCUAACCCUUCUUCCGAGUGCGCCUCGUGACAAUUGGACUUUCCAAUGUUCUCUUUGUCAUACGUAUUGCCAUGGCUUCGUAUAUGCUUGUGAAGAAUGCAAAAACUUCUAUGCUGAUGUUCGAUGUGCAUCAAUCCCGCUAAACAUCAGACAUCCUGGUCAUGAUCACAAACUCUCUUUCACUCGUAUACCCAGUUAUAAUGGUAGAUAUUGCUAUUCUGUAGUUCCGACGCUAACUAUCUAUUUCAAUGCAAUAAGUGUCCAUUUGACAUAGAUUAUAGAUGUGCUACACGACCGUCUACGGCUAGAUAUUGGGAUCAGGAACAUCCACUUGUGCUCACUUAUCAUACAAAUGACGAUGGUUCUGAUGCCUAUUAUUGUGAUAUUUGCGAGAAAGAGAGAGAUCCAAAGCAUUGGUACUACUAUUGUGCUAAAUGCGACUAUGCUGGUCACCCUGAUUGUGCUCUUGGAAACAGCAUAUAGCAUCUGGUUUUGUUGUGAAAAAUGUGACUUCCAUGCUCAUCCUGAAUGUGUUUUGGGAGAUGAAUUUACUAUCCAACAUCGCCAAAUGACUCUUAGCAUUGUCAAAAGAACAAGUUGGGGGUG
Tripterygium wilfordii is the source of this 1905-nucleotide messenger RNA. RefSeq lists its product as uncharacterized. The record is from RefSeq and is a predicted model, not a curated record. Bases 104 to 1573 code for a protein of 489 amino acids. NCBI's taxonomy places the organism in Eukaryota, Viridiplantae, Streptophyta, Magnoliopsida, Celastrales, Celastraceae. The transcript is spliced from 2 exons.